This is a messenger RNA of Ochotona princeps (American pika), 5300 nucleotides long. It is a transcript of the gene SHPRH, whose product is annotated as SNF2 histone linker PHD RING helicase. The transcript has 29 exons. NCBI's taxonomy places the organism in Eukaryota, Metazoa, Chordata, Mammalia, Lagomorpha, Ochotonidae. Gene Ontology annotation, molecular function: ATP-dependent chromatin remodeler activity; DNA binding; ubiquitin protein ligase activity. Gene Ontology annotation, cellular component: nucleosome; nucleus. The record is from RefSeq and is a predicted model, not a curated record. The coding region runs from base 221 to 5257 and encodes 1678 amino acids. Gene Ontology annotation, biological process: protein polyubiquitination; nucleosome assembly; DNA damage response.
UUUAUUUGCUGCAGGGAAUGAUAAUGUGACUUCCUUGGCACUAUUUGACAGCAAAAAUCACCUGUUGGUUUUUCUGUAUCUGAAAAUUUCAUGUUAUGUGUGUGAACUAUGAGCUUUUGUUAAAUUUCUCAUCUGGAACAGUUAAAUAUUAAUUUACACCCGUGUUAGUAUCCUUUGUGUUGUGUUUACCUUGCAGAGUUCCCAGUUGGCAAGUGAGAACAUGAGCAGCCGUCGGAAACGCGCCCUCCCGGUGAAGGUAGACGAAGAAAAGCAGCAGCAGCUCCGCUGGAACAUGCAUGCCGACAGAAGGGAUGAGCCGCUCACCUCAACUGACGAUGAGCAUCCCUGCCCGAGUUCGGGCUCUCGUCUUCCUCAGGGCAUCCUUCUAGAAGUCAGCUUAGAGAAAGAGGGGGCUCCCAGGGACACGGAGAGGUGUCCAGCAGCAGGGAGGCCCUCCAAGUCAGCUGCAAAAGAAGGGACUGUCAGCCUUGAUUCCUCCUUGGCUGUGAAGUUGAAUAUUGUGGUUUCUCCCCAUAAUGCUGGUGAUUCUUGGAAAGUGUUACUGGGUGAAUUAACUCUUCAGCUUCCUCCGGAACAAAGUUUAAGUGAAAAUUUUUCUGAAAGGAGUUUUACAUUGAUGAGUUCAGAGUCAAGCAAUCAAUUCUGGAUGUAUAUUCAUUCAGAAAGUGAAACUGUAGAGAACGAAAAAAAUAACCUCAAAGAACCCGUCACUACUGAUGGGAAGGGUAUUCUAGUGGAAUCAUCCUUCAGUCAUGACAUGUUGGAAGAUUUAGAAUGGCUGCAAAAGAAGGGAAGAAUCAGACUUUACCAAAGACCAGAAGGAAAUUGUAUUAUCAAGAUUGAAAUUUAUCUUUUGGAAGCUGGUCUAGCAAAUCUAGACUAUUUCAGUGAUGCAAAUUCAAGAAUGAAAAAGUUCAAUCAACUCAUGAAAAGAGUGAUGGAUAAGUUACACAAUUUUGUGAUUCCAGAUGUGCUGGAAGAGGAUGAGGACAAUUCAGAGAGUGAGCCAGAGGGACAAGACAUCGAUGAACUCUACCACUUUGUGAAGCAAACACAUCAGCAAGAAGCACGGUCUGUCCAGGUGGAUGUCCAGCAUCCUGCCUUGAACCCUGUGUUAAGACCCUACCAGAGAGAGGCUGUCAAGUGGAUGCUGCAACAGGAGCGUGUCAGAAACACUCCUGCUGAUGAACAUGCUCUGCACUUCUUAUGGCGGGAAAUUAUUACAUCAGACUGUUGGAAAAUAUACUAUAACCCUUAUACAGGCUGCAUUAUCCGUGAGUUCCCAAAUUCUGGGCCACAGUUGCUUGGUGGAAUUUUAGCAGAUGAGAUGGGUCUCGGGAAGACAGUGGAAGUUUUGGCUCUGAUUCUGACACAUACUCGACAAGAUGUUAAACAAGAUGCUCUCACUCUUCCCGAGGGAAAAGUAGUAAAUUAUUUUGUUCCAUCACAUUGCUUUGGAGGAGAGGCAAAAGAUGUUGGAACCCGGACUAUGGAGUUUGAAUCAAAAGAAAAAGUUCAUUGUCCCCCUACCCGUGUGAUGAUUCUGACAGCUGUGAAAGAAAUGAAUGGGAAAAGAGGCGUUUCUAUUGUUUCCAUCUACAAGUAUGUCAGUUCAAUGUACAAAUAUGACGUGCAACGGAAUAGGAGUCUUCUGAAGCGGAUGCUGAAAAGUUUGAUUUUUGAAGGUCUUGUGAGACAGAUUAAAGGUCAUGGUUUUUCUGGAACUUUUACAUUGGGAAAGAAUUACAAGGAAGACAAUACAUGGGAUAAAACAAAAAAACAGGUAAUAGGAAGUCCAAAAAAACAUCAGAAAGAAACCAGAAAAUCAGGGAACAAGGACACAGAUUCUGAAUAUUUGCCAUCAAACACCUCUGAUGAUGAUGAUGAUGAUCCUUAUUAUUAUUAUUAUAAAGCCAGGAAGAACUAUAAUAAGUUGAGAAAAAAGCCUAUUUUCUGCACACAAAAAAGAAAAAGCCAGCCUAAAUUCAGUCCCAAUUCCCAAGAUGACGGUCCAGCAACCAGUGACUCUGGGAUAAUGGAUGUGACCAUGUCUGAGAGUACUUGUGAAACAAAGGAAGAAAGUGCGUUUCCAGCCCCUGCCGGCAGUGCCGGGCCACACUCUGAUAGCCAGGGGCCCCCAGAAGCCUCUGACUAUCGCUUCGAGUGCAUCUGUGGUGAACUGAACCAAACAGACUGCAAGGCGCGUGUUCAGUGCCUGCGCUGCCGCCUGUGGCAACAUGCAAAAUGUGUGAAUUACGAAGAGAAGAAUCUCAAAAUUAAGCCUUUUUACUGUCCCCACUGCCUGGUUGCAAUGGAACCAGUAUCUUCAAGAGCAACUCUGAUCAUCUCGCCAAGCUCUAUCUGUCACCAGUGGGUGGAAGAAAUCAAUAGGCACGUGAAAUCAUCAUCCCUUCGCGUCUUGGUGUAUCAAGGAGUGAAGAAACAUGGUUUUUUACAGCCUGAUUUUUUGGCCGAACAGGAUAUAGUUAUCAUUACCUAUGACGUUCUUCGUUCGGAACUAAACUACGUCGAUAUUCCUCAUAGCAACAGUGAGGAUGGACGUCGUCUGCGCAACCAGAAGCGCUACAUGGCCAUUCCCAGCCCCCUGGUGGCUGUGGAGUGGUGGAGGAUCUGCCUGGAUGAAGCUCAGAUGGUUGAGUGUCCUACAGUAAAAGCUGCUGAAAUGGCCCGGCGUUUGACUGGGAUUAACCGAUGGUGUGUCAGUGGCACUCCAGUUCAGAGAGGAUUGGAGGAUCUUUUUGGGUUAGUGGUCUUUCUGGGCAUUGAGCCUUAUUGUGUCAAACACUGGUGGAUUCGACUUCUUUAUCAGCCCUACUGCAAGAAGAACCCUCAGCCCCUCUACAGCUUUAUUGCCAAGAUACUCUGGAGGUCUGCAAAGAAAGAUGUCAUUGACCAAAUCCAGAUACCCCCUCAAACUGAAGAAAUACACUGGCUCCACUUUUCUCCAGUGGAAAGACACUUCUAUCAUCGUCAGCAUGAGGUUUGCUGCCAGGACGCGGUGGCGAAGCUUAGAAAGAUUUCCGACUGGGCUCUGAAGCUCAGUAGCCUGGACAGGAGGACCGUCACCUCCAUCCUCUACCCGUUGCUGAGGCUCCGGCAGGCCUGCUGCCACCCACAGGCCGUGCGUGGGGAGUUCUUGCCACUCCAAAAAAGCACCAUGACCAUGGAAGAGCUGCUGACAUCUCUGCAGAAGAAAUGUGGGACUGAGUGUGAAGAAGCACAUCGCCAGCUAGUUUGUGCCCUCAAUGGCUUAGCAGGCGUCCAUAUCAUUAAAGGUGAAUAUGCCGCAGCAGUAGAACUAUACAGAGAAGUGUUGCGCUCAUCUGAGGAACACAAAGGAAAACUCAAAACUGAUUCACUUCAGAGACUUCAUGCUACCCAUAACUUGAUGGAAUUGUUGACGGCCAAACACCCAGGCAUACCUCCUACCUUACGAGAUGGCAAACUGGAGGAAGAGGCCAAACAACUGCGAGAGCACUACAUGAGCAAGUGCAACACAGAAGUUGCUGAAGCCCAGCAGGCGUUACAGCCUGUGCAGCAGAACAUCCGUGAGCUCCAGAGAAAGAUUCAUAUGAAUUCUCCUUGGUGGCUGAAUGUGAUACAUAGAGCAUUGGAAUUUGCUAUUGAUGAAGAACUUGUUCAGCGAGUGAGAAAUGAAUUAACUAGCAACUACAAGCAACAAACUGACAAGCUUUCCAUGUCAGAGAAGUUCCGCGACUGCAGAGGUCUUCAAUUCUUACUUACCACACAAAUGGAAGAGCUACAUAAAUUCCAGAAGCUGGUAAGAGACGCUGUGAGAAACCUAGAGGGACCUCCGUCUCGGAGCGUUAUUGAAUCUGCAACAAUCUGCCAUCUCCGACCCGUUAGGCUUCCGCUCAACUGCUGCGUCUUUUGCAAAGCUGAUGAAUUGUUUACAGAAUAUGAAUCAAAACUGUUUUCUAACACAGUCAAAGGCCAGACAGCAAUAUUUGAGGAGAUGAUAGAAGAUGAAGAAGGACUGGUAGAUGAUCGAGCACCUACCACCACUCGUGGUCUGUGGGCAACAAGCGAGACAGAGCGAUCCAUGAAAGCAAUCCUGUCAUUUGCAAAAUCACAUAGAUUCGAUAUUGAAUUCAUUGAUGAAGGAAGUAUUGCAAUGGACCUGUUUGAAGCAUGGAAGAAGGAGUAUAAGUUGCUUCAUGAAUAUUGGAUGGCUCUUAGAAACCGUGUGUCUGCUGUUGAUGAGCUCGCCAUGGCCACAGAACGGCUGCGAGUGCGCGAGCCGAGGGAGCCGAAGCCCAGUCCGCCUGUUCACCAUAUCAUUGAGCCGCAGGAGGUGGAACAAAAUCGUAUAAAACUACUAAAUGAUAAAGCCAUAGCUACAUCACAGCUUCAGAAAAAACUGGGCCAGCUUCUUUAUCUGACUAACUUGGAGAAGUCUCAAGACAGAACAUCGGGAGGCAUUAAUCCAGAACCUUGUCCCAUAUGCGCUCGACAGCUGGGGAAGCAGUGGGCAGUACUAACCUGUGGACACUGUUUCUGUAAUGAAUGUGUUUCUAUUAUCAUCGAGCAAUACAGCGUGGGGUCUCACCGAAGCGCCAUCAGGUGUGCCAUCUGCCGCCAGACUACUUCUCACAAGGAAAUCUCGUACGUCUUCACCUCAGAGAAAGCCAGCCAGGAGGAAGACAUCCCUGUCAAGGGUAGCCAUUCUACAAAGGUGGAAGCUGUAGUGAGAACUCUGAUGAAAAUACAGCUUAGAGAUCCAGGGGCCAAAGCGCUGGUCUUCUCCACGUGGCAAGAUGUAUUAGAUAUUAUUUCUAAAGCCCUCACUGAUAACAACAUGGAAUUUGCACAGAUCGGUCGUGUUAAAACAUUUCAGGAGAACCUUUCAGCAUUUAAACGUGAUCCGCAAAUCAAUAUUUUGCUGCUACCCCUGCACACAGGCUCUAAUGGAUUAACCAUCAUUGAAGCCACACAUGUUCUCUUGGUGGAGCCCAUACUGAACCCUGCCCACGAGCUUCAGGCCAUAGGGCGGGUGCACCGAAUUGGACAGACAAAACCUACUAUUGUACACAGAUUCUUAAUUAAAGCAACAAUAGAAGAAAGAAUGCAGGCGAUGCUGAAAACUGCUGAGCGGAGUCACACCAACUCGGCCGGGAAGAACUCGGAGGCCUCCGUCCUCACUGUCGCCGACCUCGCGGACCUGUUCACCAGAGAGACGGAAGAGCGUGAGUGAGCUGCCCGGAGCCAGUCGGCGGAGCUCCACGUGCUGCUGCGCU